CGGAUUAACGUCGCUUAAUUACGCAUGGUUUUGCCGUCAGCAUCCCGCGCGCACCUGCCCUGGGACUACGGUACACUGAGCUGCUCCACCAAAGCUGCCUUUCGGUUUUAACACCUUUCUCCAGUCCAAAGUUGUUUUACGUCAAAGACACGCGGGACGGCCCGCCCUGAGCGCAGAAGGCGGAUUAGAGAGGAGAUUCCGGGUACCCGAUGAAAACACACACGGUGUGAGGAGCCAACACAGAGACAUUGAUCAGACACCUGCCUCUCUCCAGAUCAUGCACUGCACACAAACACAAUGAACCGCACACACGCACACGCAUGCUGCCCCCACCAUCAGACACGUAGCUUUAAUGAACCUUCUCAUUUCGCCGUCUAUUUCUAGGAGAUGAAGAGGCAGCACCCUCCUCUUCCUCAGCCUGAGGACCGGAGAGAGAGCCGAGCAGGGGUGUAGCUACUGCCCCCACCAUGGAGCCCUGAUACACGGGGGCUGAGAGCAGCCAGAUGGAGGAGCGGGAUCGUAGCCGCUCUCCCUCCCACAGGACCAGCCGGGUGGAGCAGGUGGUGGGCAGGUGGCUCCGACGUUCCCGGGACUCAAGCAGCAGAGAGAGGAUCCUGGUGGACGGGAGGGCCGGGGAGUCCGGCGCGUCGGACCAGAGGAACUAUCCGGUGCGCCUGACGGUUCAGAUCCUGAAGGACCCCCUGCUCAACUCCCACGGUCUCAGCCUGUCUCCCCAGAUCCCCAUACUGGUGCAAGAUGUCCACCCAGGAGGUCCUGCUGAUGGUCGACUCAUCCCCGGCGACCAGGUCAUAAAAAUCAACAAUGUAGCCAUUGAUGACCUGACCCCGGAGCAAGCUGCUGACAUAAUCAGGGAAUGUCAGGACUCAGUGACAAUGACUGUCCUGCGAACCACUGUGGGACCCAAGUCCUCUUUUAUCACUCCAGAGAAGAGGGCCAAACUGAAAUCCAACCCGGUGAAGGUACGCUUCGCCGAGGAGGUUGCAGUCAACGGACACUCUCAGGGCAACUCUCUGCUCUUCCUGCCCAACGUUCUGAAGGUGUACCUAGAAAACGGCCAGACCAAGGCCUUCAAGUUUGAACCCAACACCACUGUAAAGGACAUUGUGAUGACUCUGAAAGAGAAGCUGUCCCUGUCUCGUAUCGAGCACUUCUCUCUAGUGCUGGAGCAGCAGUACAGCAUUACCAAACUCCUGCUUCUACACGAUGAGGAGAGGAUACAGCAGGUGGUCCAGAAGAGGGAGUCUCAUGACUUCAGGUGCCUGUUCCGUGUGUGUUUCAUGCCCAGAGACCCUCAGGACAUGCUGCAGGAUGACCCCACAGCCUUCGAGUACCUCUAUCUGCAGGGUGUGAACGACGUGCUGCAGGAGAGGUUUGCGGUGGAGAUGAGGUGUAACACGGCCCUGAGGCUAGCUGCCCUGCACAUCCAGGAAAGACUCGCCAGCUGUGGACAGUCUCCCAAGACCAACCUGAAGAUCAUCACGAAAACAUGGGGCAUCGAGAACUUUGUGUCGUCCACCCUACUGAGGAACAUGAGGGAGAAGGAUCUGAGGAAGGCUAUUGGCUACCACAUGAAGAAGAGCCAGGCACAGAUUGAGCCCAAGCAGAAGGUGCUCACGGCAAAUCAGGCGAGGACUAACUACCUGGAGGAGCUGAGCGACCUGAAGUCCUUUGGGGGGAAGUCCUUCAGCGCCACCAUGAUGCUGCAGGAUAGGGAAUCCAUGGUGACCCUGUUGGUGGGCGCACGCUACGGCGUGAGCCAGGUGGUCAACCACAAGCUGAGCAUCAUGACCACGCUGACCGAGUUCAGCAGCAUCACGCGCAUCGAGCUGCUUCCCGAGUCGGAGCGCGUGAGCCUGGUCAAGAUCUACCUGCAGGAAAUCAAGCCCAUAACUCUGCUGUUGGAGUCUGUAGCAGCCAAGGACCUCUCCUGCCUGGUGGCUGGCUACUGUCGUCUGCUGGUGGACCCCAACAUCAACAUCUUCCCCUGGACAGACCCCACCAGGAAACACCGGGUGUCGGCAGAGGAGGGUUACGUGUCGCGUUGUGGCAGCGAUACCGAUGACUCGUCAGAUCUGGACAUGGACACCCUGGUCACCCUCGUGUCCUACAACAAGCAGCCCAGGCCUAGGUCCACGUCGGACCCCGAACAAGCGAGGGAGCAGCUGAAGAAGAAACGGAAAGAGCGUGAAGAAAAGAGGAGAGUGCAGAGGAGGGAGAAGUCAUGUCAGGAAUCUCACAAGAAAGAGGAAGGGGAGAAGGACGAGGAGACAAGAGCGGAGCACGCUGAAAGGGUUUCUUCUGAAAACAGAGAGAACGAGAAACCGGUGGAGGGAGGAGGAGAAACGGAGGGGACGGAGGAAGAGAAAAUGCAGGGGGCUGGAGAAGGGGGAAACGAGAAGAUAGAGGAGCAGACUUGGGAUGGAGUGGGGAAUGAGGAGGCGGGGGGAGGAGCAGAAAUGGGGAUCAAGAGAGUGGUGGGGGAGAGAGGAGGAGGAGGAGAAAUUCUAGCCGUGGAGGACCACCCCUCUGUGUCGGAGGCGUCCGAAUCCUGUAGGACAGACUCACGCUUCAUCACCAGCAUCUCCAGCGACUCAUUGGACGCCCUAGAGGAAGACGACCUCAUUUCCUGUUCAUCCUCUGCCCACCAUCACAUUCACCCCCAUACUUAUCCCCCCCCUCAUCCCCACCUCCUCUCUCCCCCUGCCCCACAUGCCCAUCCCCUCUUCCGCCUCACAGUUGACCCCCCUCAUUCCAGGUGGGAACCGUCUGCACCCCACCAGGUGAGAGAAGGGGGACACAGGACGACCAAUGACGAGGACGACCCCCACCUCUCCCCCGCGGACAUGACCUUUGACCCUGUGUCGGACAACUUCCUGUGUUUUGCCGAGCUUUCCCGCAUGGUGGACUACCUGCCAAGCCCCCCAGAGGCCAGCGAGGAUGAGGACGAGGACGAGGGGGAGAGGGAGAGGAGGGAGACGGAUGACACGUCAGAGACGGGGGGCGAGGAACGAGACAAAGGCGAGGAGGGUUGUCUUGAGCGUCUCCCCACGUCCCCUUCCCCCCCCUCCCACCUAGACUGCGUGUUCAACUUUGAGCAGAGCGACGCCAGGUGUUACUACAACAUCUGCUCGAACGUCACCCCGGAUAGCGCUCACAGCCUUUCCCGCCUCCACAGCGACCGCAGCCCGGCAGCGGUAGAGGCCGAAGAAGAGGAGGAGGAGCAGGAGGAGGAGGAGCAGGAGGAGGAGGAGUCGCAGCCCCCGGCGCUGGAGCUGGAGUCCGUGCCCAUCCUCCAGCCACCACCCGGUUUUGGAGACAGCAGUUCGGAGGAGGAGUUCUUUGACGCCAGUGACCGCUUUGCCUCGCCCGAAGACACAACGUCGGGAGCCGUGCCUCGAGAUUUUGCCGCAGAGAUGAGAGAAGAUAGUCGAAGUGUGAGCCCGAGCGAUAUUGGAAUCAGCAUUCCAGUACAGCGGCGGGACGGAAAAGAGGAUGAAGGGGGAAGCGAGGAGGAGGGAGGAGGAAGCGAGGAGGUGGGAGGAGGAAGCGAGGAGGAGGGAAGAGGACGAGAGGCGAGGGCCAGACUGAGGAGAAGGUCCAGAAAGCGACGAUCCUUCAUGGAGACAAACUUCACCUCCAGAGUGUCCUUCCCAGAAACAGACCCCGACAACAGCCAAGACCAGGACCAGCAUCCUUACCAGAACUCGGGCCAGAAGAACCACAUUGCACAGGCCGAUGACAGCCAGAUGCUGAGCGCUGACCCAGAACCUUCUGAACAGACCCAGAACCCGUCUCCCACCGUCUCCUGCCUGAAGCACACAGAGGGGGAACCAGCCCAGCUGGAGUCCAAGCCCAUCCUCACCAUGCCCAGCCGACACCGGGACCCAGACGAGGACAGGAAGGACCUCCUGAGGAGCUCCAGGUCCAGGCAGCAGGAGAUGGAGAUGGAGCCAGACUCCAUGGAGUUCAAAUCGGUCACGGCUCUGGUGACGGCAGCCUGCCCCUCUAUCUCUGCUGUCCGCUCCAGGGUGGAGCCCGACGGGAAGGAGAGCGCCGACCGAAGAGGGGAUGGGGAGGAGGAAGAGAAAGAGGGACAGAAACAAGUGGGAAUGAGUGAAGAGGAGGGGGAUGAAAGAGGGGGGUCAUUGAAAGGAGCCUGUGCUGGUCAUAUGUUCCUGGCUGAGAUCCUGGAAGAGGAAGAGAAAGAGGAGGAGACAGGAGAGGAGAAAGGGAGCAGGGAAAAGGCAGGAGAGGAGGAAGAUAGAGGGGAAGAGACAGGAGGGGAGGACAAGAGAGGUAUGGAAACAGGAGAGGAAGAGACAGGGGAGAAAGCAGGAGAGGAGAAAGGGAGAGGGGAGGAGACAGGAGAAGAGGUAGACAGAGUGCCCUCACCCAGCACCGAAGAACCAACUGUAUUUGCUGAAGAGGGACUUCAGACCAAUAACCCACCUCACUGUUUCAACAAAGAGGAAAAGGGUGAGGAUGUUCCUGUCAGACCUCUUCCAAGACCCUCAUCCCCUAGUUCACAUAACAAGGCAUUUGGGGCUGGUAGAGUUGUGAGGAGGAAUUUUAUCCCCCCAAGCCAUCCACCACCACCGCCACCCACCCCCUCACUACCUCCACUCCACGACCUCUCUACACCUCACUUAACCCACCCAGAAAGAGGGCAGGGGGGCAACAGAGGCAUGGAAGAGCACAUGCCAACCAACCCCCCUAACCCUUACCUAGAGCCAGUAUAUGAUGGUUUGUUAACCAAGAUCCACGGCGAAGAAUUACCAAAUGGUAAACAGACCGAGAGUGGGAGAGCGUCCGUUGAAAUCAGUUAUGUCCCCACUAUAGCUGUUCAUACUGCCACUGAGAAUAUUGUCGGCUCCAUUACUUCCAUCCUCGGUGAUGGAUAUAAUAGUAGCUUGAGUUCUUCUAAUGCUAUUGAUGAAGCAAAUGUUCAUAGUGUCAAUUUGGUAACCGCUAGUGAUGAUGAAGGCAACGCUAACAUCUGUGAUUUGAGCUUGGAUCGUGCUACCACUGCUAACGUUGAAUCCCCUGCACACGUUCAUCUUCUGACUGCGCACAUUCAGUCAUUAACAUCAAAUACAGAUUUUGCUGCCACCAUAAACUCCAUUACAGCAAAGCUUGAUGCUACAGCAGGCAUCAAACCUACGCCAGUCAGCACUGCUUCCACUGUGGCUAAUGUCAAAGCCUCCAUCCUACUGGAUUCUCUCGCUGACACCAAAAAAGCAGUUUGUAAAACGGCUAGCUUGGAGGCUAAUGCUAGCACAGCUAAUGACAAUGUUGACACAGCUAAGCCUAAGGUGACCACUUUCCACAAGCUUCCCAACGAACCUCCAUCACUUUCUGGGUUCCUUCUCCAGCCAUGCUCCCCUGGCAUCAUCGGCGGUCGCUUGUCGGCUUCCACCCUGCGAGGGAAGAUCCAGAGCCUGCCCCUCUACUUGUCACGUUCCCAAGAAACCCUUAGCCAAACCGGGCUGGGGAGCACAGUCAAGGGCCCCUCCAGAGAAGUCAUCACAAAGGUCACUGCUGAAAAUAAGGUUGGCGUUGUCAAGGACACAAGUCAGGUAGAAUCAGCAGAGUCGGACGAUUCUGAGGUAACGCUGACAGGGUCAGAUGUGGAAGGGGAAGUGGUCAUAGAAACCACGGGGGCGGAGAUCACGCGGUCGACUGUGUCGGAGGUCAAGGAGCUGAUGGAGAAGGUGGUGAAGGUCUAUGAAAGCCCUCCCCUGCCAAUCCGCAAUGAGCUCAAACCUCUGAAUCAAGACUCAGAAAUUUACAUUUCUGAGCCAAAAAUAGAUACCUACAGAAAUAAAACGGACAUCUACAGACCCCAAAUGAACAACCCUGUCCAUCCUGUUCCCGCUGCAAUAGUGGUGACCACGCAGAGUCUUAAUGGUCCAGGCCUCAGUUUCCCUAGCAUGGCAGAGCCAGUGGGGGGUAGCAGUGUCACUUCUAAAGACCUCUGUAAGCCUGCAGGAGGAGACUCGGGCCAGGUAAAAUUACUUAGCACAAGCUGUGGAGUGUUCACUGUCUGUGAGGCCCAGCCGAAGACUCAAAGCCAGGCCCACCCAGAAUCUUCCCCACCGAUAAAGCCAGAUUUUGGGUGUAGCUCUAUUCUGGCAUCUGGGUGCGAGUCUGUGCUGGAAGGUGUUCAGACUCCCCUGGACGCAUGUGGGUGUCCUAUGGUCUAUACCAAUUGCUUCAGCGGGGGGGACAGCUUUGACGAUGAGUUGACAGUUUACGAGUUCUCCUGCCGCACGCAGAGUGACGUGACCCAUGCCUCCGGGGUGCUUCCUCUGAUGACCUCUCUCCCUUCCUCCUCUUUCCUUUCCUCUUCUCCUUCCGCAUCCCUCUCUCCCUCAUUCCCCCGAUUGGUCAUCCCUCCAUCCUCCUCCACCGAAGUUAGCCCCCUCCUUUCCCCUUUGGAGUCAUCCAACUGCUUCUUGUCCGAGGCGCACAAAGAGACCAUCAGCCGACUGCGCCAACGCCAUUAUCCGGCUCCUCCAGCGGGUUUCCAGACACUCCGCGGAGAUGUAGACCAGCUACUCUCCAUCUUAGAAGGCGGGGCCAGGGGAGGACGCGGGGGGAGGCACCCCAGGGACAGCUGCCCUGCCCACUUCAGCGAGAACAAGCGAACACUGCACGGGGAGGCUCGCCGCCUGAUGGCAGGCUGCCAGAAGGUGGUGAGGGUGGGCCAGAGCCCCGAGGAGAUGCUCCUCUCCCUGGCCGACAGCUUCCAGACCCUGGUGGAGCUGACCGGGGUGUGCCUCUGGUUCUCUGGCUGCGACCGCUGCGACAGGCGGAACAGCGAAGCGGUGGCCGGUUUGGCGGACGUGGCGCGGGCCUUCCGGGAGUUUGCACUGGCGGCGGAGAGGGCGAGCGGGAGACGGACAUGUCACGACCUCAGCACCAAGCUGCUGGCCAAACAGUGCACUGCACUCACCGCCUCCGUCUUCUGCCUCACACAGCUGUUUCGUACGCUCACCGCCCUUUGAAUGAUGUGGCUGCCUAUUUAACCUUUAACUCUGAGGGAGGUCUGACACUUGACGGGUCACAAACGGGGGAUUACUUGUAGUGACUAGAUGACAAGUUCUAAAGACCCAUUGGUUGUUUUACAGCCUCUGUGAUGUCAAAGUUCCCGUAGUGAUUAAUCACUAACACCCUGACAUCCCAGACCAAAUGAGACAUUCCUUAUGGUGUCAUAAGAGACCAUAAGGCCUCCUCUAGGGUACAGUGCUUGUGGUUGACCUAAACAGUGGCAUAAUGUGCAUUGGUCCCUAACUGGUCAGUCACUCUCAGUAGUACAAACUGUGUAAUAAAGUGUCACACUGUCAUAAAGGCCACACGCAACGACAAUCGCUAGACUCAAAGCAAACCUGCCUGUGUUACAGUAUUUAAGUAUUUAUAUUUGAAUAUACUAUAUAUUUAUUGAUCUAUUUAUUUUUUAUCUUUCAUGUUAUUGGUUUGGUAGUUAUCGAACAGGAAAACAGAGGAGAAUCUAGAGGAAAACAGAACGAACAAGGAAUGUUUACAAAAAAUGUUGUAGACCAGAAAAUGAUUUACACACAUACACACACACAU
Molecule: messenger RNA, 7614 nt
Organism: Osmerus eperlanus (European smelt)
Lineage: Eukaryota; Metazoa; Chordata; Actinopteri; Osmeriformes; Osmeridae
Gene: frmpd1a
Product: FERM and PDZ domain-containing protein 1
Exons: 18
Coding region: 504-7028 (2174 amino acids)
Cellular component (GO): cytoskeleton
Molecular function (GO): protein binding
Source: RefSeq, a predicted model, not a curated record